AUGCAGAGAGAGAAGCUCUGCAGAGCGCCGCCUACCCCGAGGUAGACUUUCUGCCAGAAGCACGGCCUGAUGUUCGAGGUUGUUGAUCUGAGGUGGGGUGUUCGCAGUGCCGAGGCCACUGAACACAUGACCACGGAACUCUGCUUGGAGGAGCUGGACCGGUGUCGGAAAACAUCCAUAGGGCCGGCUUUUGUUGCCCUCAUGGGGAACCAGUACGGGCCCUGUCCGGUCCCCGCGCUCAUCGAGGAGAAGGAGUGGGAGGCGCUGCAGGCUCAGCUGGCCGCCAGGCCCGGCGACCUGGAGCUGGUGGCCCAACGCUUCCGGAGGGACGAGAACGCCGUGCCCCCUGCCUACGUGCUGCAGGCGCCGGGCGCCAGGGAGGCCAGUGAGCCCGAGGAUGCCCUGGCCUCGGUGCUGUGCUCCGGAGCCCGGGACGCACGGAGGCUGGGCCUCCUCACGCAGGAGCAGUGGCACCGCUACUCCCGCUCAGUCAUUGAGUGGGAGAUAGAACGAGGCCUGCUGAGCUCGGCAGACGGGGACCAGGGCGCCACCGUCUUCCUGAGAGAGAUCCCAGACCUCGACAAACACAUCCUGGAGGAGUGUGCCCUCAAGAUGGUGGACCGGCUCGCAGAUGGCUGCCUGGACACAGAUGCCCAGAACCUCCUCAGCAGCCUCAAGGGGCGCAUCGCCGACACGCAGCCCGGAGUCCUCAAGGCCCACCACCUGCCCUGGAGCCGUGACCUGGUGAACCCCCAGAACAAGGCUCAUGCCCGGUACCUGAAGGAGCUGGGCGAGCAGUUUGUGGCCCGGGCUAACCACCAGGUCCUGGAACGCCUCCGGGAGCUGGAGGCGGGCAGGCAGGAGCUGGCAUGGCUCCACCAGGAGGUCCGCCACCACCUGGGGCUGAGCACCGAGGCCACCCGCGCCUUCUGCGGGCGCCAGGAGCUCCUGACGCAGCUGGGACAGCACCUGCGGGAGAGCGACAGCCACCCACACACGGCCCUGGUGCUUUUUGGGGCCCCGGGCAUUGGAAAGACGGCUCUGAUGUGCCAGCUGGGCCAGCAAAUGCCAGGGCUGCUUGGCCGCAAGACAGUGACCGUCCUGCGGCUGCUGGGGACCUCGCAGAUGAGCUCCGACGCCCAUGGCCUGCUCCAGAGCGUCUGCUUCCAGGUGUGCCUGGCCUACGGGCUGCCCCUGCCCCCUGCCCAGGUCCUGGAGGCCCAUGCCAGGCUGGUCCAGUUUUUCCACAUCCUCCUCCACACCGUCUCCAGCCGAAACUUCGAGUCCCUCGUGAUCCUGCUGGAUUCCGUGGAUGAUGUGGACUCCGUCCACCGUGCUCGGAGGGUCCCCUGGCUGCCUCCUAACUGCCCCCCGAGGGUCCACCUCAUCCUUUCGGCCUGCUUGGGGCAGCAGGGGGCUCUAGAGACCGUGCAGCAGACGCUCACAGACCCAGGGGCCUACUGGGAGGUCAGACCCCUCUCGGGAAAUCAGGGGCAAGAGAUGCUCCAGCUGCUGAUGGCGGCCUCGAGGAGGACCCUGAGCGCGGGACAGACGGAGCUGCUGUGGGCCAGCCUCCCAGAGUGCGGGCACCCAGGGCGGCUGAGGCUGGCCUUCGAGGAGGCCCGGAGCUGGGCCUCCUUCACCGUGCCCGCCCCUCUGGCCCCCACGGCCGGGGAAGCCAUGCAGCAGCUGUGCGCCCGCCUGGAGCAGACGCAUGGGCAGCUCCUGGUGGCCCAUGUCCUGGGCUACAUCGUGUCUUCCAGGCACGGGCUCUCGGAGGCAGAGCUGAAGGACGUCCUGUCCUUGGAUGACGAGGUCCUGCAGGCCGUGUACUGGGACUGGACCCCACCCAGCAAGGAGCUGCUGCGUUUCCCACCCCUGCUCUGGGUGAGGCUUCGUCGAGAUCUGGGUAACUGCUUGGCCAGGCGGCCAGUGGAUGGCUUCACGCUCCUGGCCAUCGCCCAUAGACAGCUGGCCGAGGUGGUCCGAGAGCGCUACCUGUCCGGGCCCGAGAGAGCCAGGAGACACGGAGUCUUGGCGGACUUCUUCUCGGGGGCCUGGAGUCAGGGCACCAAGAAACUCAUCACCCUGCCGCUCGUGGGGAAACCCUUGAACCUGGACCGCAAGGCGGCCCCUCAGCCCCUGUGGUUCUCGGACACGAUUGCGAACCUGCGGAAGCUGAAGGAGUUACCGCAUCACCUGCUCCACGCAGGCCGCCUGGAGGAGCUGCAGCGGGAGGUGCUGGGCAGCAUGAACUGGAUCACCUGCAGAGCCGUCUCGGGGGGCAUCGAGGCUCUGCUGGACGACUUUGACAUGUGCGCCCCUCACCUGGACUGUCCCGAGCUGGGCCUGGUCCGGGAGGCCCUGCAGCUGUGCCGCCCGGCCCUGGAGCUCCGAGGCCUGGAGAAAAGCAUCCUGUAUACAGAACUCCUGGCCAGACUCCAUUUCUUUGCUGCCUCGCAUCCCGUACUCGUGGGACAGCUGUGCCAACAGGCCCAGAGCUGGUUCCGGGCGUGCCCACACCCUGUGCUGGUGCCCCUCCGGGGAUUCCUCCAGCCCCCAGGAGGACCCCUCCGGGCGACCCUCACUGGCUGUCACAAAGGCAUCACCGCCUUGGCGUGGAGCCCGGAAGAGAAGCUGCUGGUGGUCGGCACCCAGGAUGGCAUCGUGGCUGUGUGGGACAUGGAGGAACAGCAGGUGAUCCACUUCCUACCUGGACACAGAGGAGAGGUGAGGUGCCUGAAAGUGUUGGCCAAAGGGACGUGCGCCAUCUCCGCCUCGAAGGACCACACGCUGCGCUUGUGGAAUUUACUCUCCGGCCGGGAGAAAUUCACCAUUUGGGACAGAGGCUCAAAAGAUCCCCCCGAACCUCAGAUCUGCAGCCUGCACGCGGAUGAGAUAAAGAAGCUUGUGUAUUUGGCGUCUGGCGCAAAGGUCAGUGCUUGGAAUCUGGAAACUGCAGAGCUGGUUUUCCGCAUCCUAGGAGAUGCCUCCGACCCCUGGAAGUGCACGGCGGCGCUGGCUCCCCAGGCCGUGCUGCUGGCGGUGUCUGAGGCUGGCCUGGUCAGUCUGUGGAGCUCAGCCACGGGAAGACUGCAGAGGAAGCAACGUUUGUCCAGCAUCAGAGAGGAGACGCCCACCUGUGGCGUCUUGGUCCAGAAACAGGGGAAGAUGGUGACUGGCUUUAGCCAGGGCUCCCUCUCUUUGGUUUCCUCCGAAGGAGACGUUCUGCUGGAGAAGCUUCCGGAAGCUGUGGGGUUCCUGGUGGUCUCUGAAGAUGAGUCCCUUCUCGCAGCAGGCUUUGGAAGCUCCGUGCGAAUAUUCUUGGCUGACUCACAGGGGUUUCAUCGAUUCAUGGCCACCGACCUUGAACAUGAGGACACAGUGGAGACAGCCAUUUUUGGUCCUGAGAACAAUCUCAUUGUCACUGGGUCCCGGGACGCACUCAUUCAGGUGUGGAGUCUGUCAGAGCAGGGGACCCUGCUGGACAUCCUGGAAGGCGUCGGAGCCCCUGUGAGCCUGCUGGCCCGGGCUGGGGCCUUGGUGGCAUCUGCUUCCCAGCAGUCCUCAUCUUUUAAAGUCUGGGAUCUCAGCUACGCUCAGAAGCCACGGGCCUCUGCGCCGUUCCUGGACCGCACCGGCCUCACCGCGGUGUCACACGAUGGCGGCUACGUUUACUUCCCCAAGAUUGGGGACAAAAACAAAGUCACCGUUUGGGAUGUGGCAGAAGGUGAGGAACGAGAGGCCCUGGACACCUCCAAUGAGGUCAGGUGCCUGGAGGUCGCCGAGCAAGCCAAGCUUCUCUUCACCGGCCUCGUUUCCGGGGUCGUCCUGGUGUUCCCCCUGAAUUCCAGACAGGACGUGAUGUGCAUCCCCCCUCCGGAGGCCGGGAAAGCCAUCAACUACAUGGCCCUGAGUAAGGAUGAGGAGCGCCUGGCCGUCGCCUACGACAGCCUGGUCUUGGUGCUGGACAUCAGCCCCGGGGACCCCUGUCCGGUCAUCGGCGGGCCAACCUACACCUUCUACACCCAGCUGCCUGAGACCAUAGCCAGUGUGGCCGUGCUGGCCGACUACCGCGUGCUCUACGGCAUGACCAACGGCGGCCUCUUCCUUUACGAGUGUGCAACUUCCAAAGUGUUCCCUCUGGAGGCGCAUGGGAGCCGGGUCGCCUGCGUGGAGGUCAGCCACAAGGGGCAGCUGGCAGUCAGCGGGUGCGAGGAAGCGCUGCUGUGUCUCUGGGACCUGCAGGCCUGCAAGGGGAAGUUCGAGAUGAGCUACACGAAUUCUUACUGCCAAGGCGUCCAGUGUGCCUGCUUCUCCAAGGAUGACAAGUAUGUGUUUGUCGGCUUGAAGGAUCGCUCCGUGAUUGUCUGGAGUGUGCUGGAUGGCGCUCUCCUGGCUGUCCAGUUUGUCCAUGCCGUGGUGAACAGAAUCAUCCCCACUUCCGAUGGCUUCAUUGCCCCUGCCAGACACGGCUAUCUCAUCCGUGAGCGGUUCCAGUGCCCUUCCUCAAGGGCCUCGCAGCAGGACCCUCUCAGGAACUUCAAGAAGGCCGUGUGGAUGGUCAAAUCCAGGCAGAGAGGAGAGCUGGCUGCUGCUGCAGGAGCGCUCCAGGACUCGGGAUCAGGGAGUGCGCAGGGAAACCAGUCCAAAUCAAACAAACGCUCACAAGUCUGCCUGAUAGUGUAGAAACCCCGCAGGGCACGGGUCUCUGGUGAGUUAGCCUGUCCCAUCUGGCUGAGGCGGACAGUGUCCGUGCUGAUAUGCAUAUCUGGACCCAAGGGCUCCGAUUCUGUGACCCAGACCCUGCUUCUCACCAUCUUUCUAUUCCUCUCUCCUCCUUGUGGGCUCCAUUCACAGACCUGCCACCCCCUGGUUAGCAACUUGGUGGCCAAUAUGCUGCCAUCUCCAAGAUCAGUAGAAAAGAGAGCUUCCUUUCCCAACAGUUUGAACCAAAGUCCUGGCCGCAAAUCUAUUGGCCCCACUUGGCUCACACACCCAUCCCAGAACCAAAUGCAAUGCCAUGGUUCUCUGGGAGAAUGCAGUGAGCUGAUUGGCUGGCCUGACUCAGUGCCCACCAGGGCUGAGGAUGAAGUCAAUACCACCCAACUAUGUGGACUGAGAAGGGGCCAGCGAGGGGCUCUGUCUUGGGUGGGCAUGGGCGCCCGGACCCUACCCCAGAAUUGCCGUGGGGAAGGCAGCCCACUGGUGCCGGUGCCUUCCUGUCGUAAGCAAAGCCAGGAUUCCAGACUUUUAUGCAAAAUGUUCCCAUUUUUAAAACUUGGCGAUUGGCCCGAAUUUACAUCCCCAGGCACGUUUGGCCUGUGCGUCUCUAGUUCGCGAGCUGACUUCGCGACCCAAGCUGGCAUUAGAACAAUAAACCUAUUGUAGUUCUUUAUCCAUCCUCCCUGGCUCCCAGGCUUUGUGUUUAAAGAUGCUUUUUUGUCUUAAAAACUGGAGGCUCUUGGAAGCAGAUGGAAAGAGCUGGCAGCAUCUCACGGCCGUGCUUUUGGACCGUCUCUGUCUUGAGCAAGUUCCACAGUCAAACGGUUUCCACUCCACUGGAGCGGGUCUUUCUCCUUCGCCCGCAGCUUUCUCAAAGCGACACUUGCUUCUGGUGCUUCUGCUCUAGGAUGGGAGAACCUAAACCUUCAGGGUGCUAUUCUUUUUUCCUUUCACUGGAUUUGGAGUUUCAGAAAAGGUAACCUUUCAACCAGGAGCUCUUGAGCUGGAUGCGACACUGUGGACCAGCUCACUCAGUCGUUUCCCAAACCAGGGUUCCAAGGACGGCUUCGGCAGUUCUGCAAAUGUUAGCAUCAAAUCACACUUUUAAAAAAUACUUUAAAUUGUAAUUUUAAAAUGUGUGCUCAGGUGCGUCGGGUAGCAGGUUUUAAGGUGUUGGCAGUCACUAACUUAGGAUUCUCCUGCCAUCUGCAUCUAACUUAGAUUGCGAGGGAGCCCUGAAGAGAGAGCUGCUCCUUGCCACACUCCUCUGCGGAUCAGGAUUUCGCCCAGCACAGAAAUAAAGGGGAUGUUGUGACAGAGUGAGAUCUUAGCUACAACUUCUGGUUGAAAAUGUAUGUGUCCAUCUCAACAGCCUCAGGGAGAAUCAAAUGCUUUGUGUGUAAAUACUAAUUUGAAUAUAGGAAAAGAAUUUUUACUAAUAAA
Molecule: messenger RNA, 6168 nt
Organism: Equus caballus (horse)
Lineage: Eukaryota; Metazoa; Chordata; Mammalia; Perissodactyla; Equidae
Gene: NWD1
Product: NACHT and WD repeat domain containing 1
Molecular function (GO): protein binding
Source: RefSeq, a predicted model, not a curated record